Molecule: messenger RNA, 605 nt
Organism: Drosophila busckii
Lineage: Eukaryota; Metazoa; Arthropoda; Insecta; Diptera; Drosophilidae
Exons: 4
Coding region: 121-567 (148 amino acids)
Biological process (GO): septate junction assembly
Source: RefSeq, a predicted model, not a curated record
AUACAGCCAAUUGGUUGACGAACAGCGCGAAGACAAGUCGCAUAAAUAAGCAGCAAAAGCAAAAGUUCGAAACUUUAAAAAGUGAAUCUAAAGGCGAAAGUGAAACCUAAGUAAAGCGUCAUGGAGUUUAACAACCGUUUGCUAUUGAAGAUCCUGCAGCUGGCCAUUGCCAUUGCUUGCAUUGUGAUCUAUCAAGUGGUCGGCAGGCUAAGUGUGCAUACUUUGAUUGUGGCCGGCACCAUUGGCGGCUUCACCAUCAUCUGUGGCGUGCUGCUCAUCGGUCAUGUGAUCGGCUCUGUGGUGGAGAAGCGUCUGAAUGCGCUUAUCUCGCUCAUUGGCUGCGUCUUGUUUGUGGCUUCGGGUGCGCUGGUUAUUAGUGAAUGGAAUGAUACCUACUUCCCAUCCAAGGAUGACAAGCGUAAUGCCAUUGCCGCUGGUGCGCUUAUGAUCAUCAAUGGUGUCAUCUUCUUCCUAGACACUCUAUCCAUUUGCAGAACACGCACUGAAGUGCCCGUCCUAAAGGAAGAGAAGAAGACGAGAAAUAAAGUUGAGAUAAAUCGCUUUUAGACGGGAGUACCGCUAAGCUUUAGCCAGUGGCAUGUGUA